Mya arenaria is the source of this 1089-nucleotide messenger RNA. Its product is annotated as otogelin-like protein. NCBI's taxonomy places the organism in Eukaryota, Metazoa, Mollusca, Bivalvia, Myida, Myidae. The transcript is spliced from 7 exons. Bases 1 to 1089 code for a protein of 362 amino acids. The record is from RefSeq and is a predicted model, not a curated record.
AUGGGCGAUAUUGAGAAGAUGAACGGUCAUGAACUAAGCGUGUUCUGUCCCGAAGGACGUAUCAAGGGUAUCGAAUGUGUCACAGUCGACGGUAAAGCGUCUUACAGCAAUGGGGAGGUGUUGUCCUGCUCCAUCAACAACGGACUUGAAUGUUUGAAUGACAACAACUUCCCAGUUCCGUGCAGUGACUACAAGAUUCGAUACUACUGUGACUGCGAAGUUUCUCCGUUCAUUUCAGUCCCACCAACACCAGGAAUAGCAAACCAUAACACGCCUGUUCCAGUAACCAAUUGCAUACCGGAGCAGUGUCUACCAAUGGUGAAGCCAGUAUUAAAAGAAGGGGAGGAGCUUCAGACAGUGAUAGACGCGAACGGGUGUUGCUUCCAGUACAUCGUCGUGUGUAAGCCAAACCUCUGUGCCCCGCCAAUUCUCAACUGCCCCGCCCCAAUGUCACUGGAACCAGUCACUGGAGAGUCUGAUUGCUGUCUUACACUGGACAGUCUUGGUCUGACGGCGUCUGUACCCACUGUGCAUGCCUCGAUAGAGAGGGCGUGGCCGACAUUGUGUGACGGUGCUACAGUGGAGACGUCAAAGAAAUGCUACAACAAACUGUGCAUCUUUGACGCGGAACUCGACAUGUUCAUCGUGUCAGAGACCCACGUGCAAUGUCCUGCCUAUGAACAGUUGGCCGAUUGCAAGGCGAACGAGGAAGUAUACGACGUCACAGGCUGUUGCAUGAAAUGUCUACCUGAACGUAACGUCACAAGCCUUACAUGCCAGACAUGCGCUCCACGGCUCGUUGCUGGAAACCCCAACGAUACGAUUGGCUACUUCGCGAUUAUGGACAACAUGGAAGUUUGCAAAAACGUUGAACCUAUUCCCGACCUGCUUGAAUGUUCCGGUUUCUGCAAUUCGCGCUCUUCCUAUAGUCACAUGAUGCAGGGAUUCACCGAUAGUUGCAAUUGUUGUCAAUCAACCGGAAGUGAGACAAGGAACGUGCAACUUACGUGCACGAAUGGGAGGAAAGUCACGAAGUCAUAUUCUGUGCCGAAAUCUUGUGGCUGCAGUGCAUGUGUUGGCGCGAAAUAA